CAAACCCGGCGCUGCCCUCUCCGCUGGCGGUCGCCUUGCCCAUGGGCCUGCUCCGUGGGGCAGCCCGAGAGCCAGGGCCAGCCCUUCCGCUCGCCGGUCCUCUCCCCUCACGUCAGGAGAGCGAGGGGCCGGGGGGCCCGCCUGCCUCCGCCGGGGUGAGGGUGUCACCGCGGGGCUUCCUUGCGGGCUGGAGUUGCAUCCCGGGGACUCCCCCUCGUCCCGGCAUCACCCGGCCGGGCGUGGAGGGCUGGGCGACAGAGCCCGCUGUGCCUUGGGGAGGCGGCCGGGAGGAGCGCAGUAAAGUUGACCUAUGAAGAGCUGAGAGCGAGCUGUGCCCUGUCCGGGAAAGGAGGGUGCUGGCAGGCUUGUCUGCCCUGCUCCUUCCCCUCCUCGGUUCCCCGGGGAAGCGCCUGCAGCGGGUGUUGCAUACUCUCAGCAAGAGCAGGGUUUGAAGUUGACAGCUGAUUUAACGUCUCACUAACGUUUUUCCUCUGUGCUGGUUCUCUGUAGUUAAUCUUUGCUGCCAGUCGUACUAGUUACUGGGGCUUUUUCACAAUCUUAAAAGCAGGUCAGAGCUUGUAACUUCUGAGCACAAGGGCUCAGCUCCAAAGGGUGCCUUGCUCUUGCAAACCAGGUUAUGUCAACACAAAAAGGUUUGUUCACCUUACACAGUUCCUUGCUAGGAUGCAAGUGACAAAAUUGUGUGGUGGUCUUAUUUCUGUGAGAUUCCAUUCUCACUUGCAUCUUGCAGGAAAGUACAUUGUAGUAAUACGUGCAUGUCAGAGUCCACCACCACAGGCUGCAUUAGCAGCCUUUCCACACCAUCUUCUAUUUCUUCCCAGUUAGCUGAUAAACUGUAUACCGUUUGCUGUAUUGUCAUGCUAUCUUGCACUCUAAAAGUCUCCUGAAAACUUGAUUUGGUCCGCUUGUAACUGUGUGAUCCAGAAGUCAGCACAGCUGGUGCUUCCUCCUGUUUUUCUGCUAUCCCUCCUCUUCAUGCUUCCAACUGGAAUUGUUCCCAAGUUCUGGAUUUUCUUGCCCUCUGUGGAGAAGUGGAGAGAGAGGAACUGUGGUGUGUGGAUGUGGAAACAUUUGUUUUUGAGGGGAUGACCAGAUAUUUUACAACAUGGUACUGUAUUAAAACCAAUGUUAUGAAGAUGUCCUAUAAGAUAGUAAAGGACAGAAAUCAAACAUGUGGUAUCUGUCGAGCCACCUUUCGUGCCUUAAUGAGCUGGACAAGAUUUUGAUACAGGAUGCCAGUAUUGAUCUGUGCUUUGUCUUGGAUGUGGCUAAUGUGGAAGAGGGCCCAGGAGGAUGACGAAGGCUGUGUCACUGCUUCUUGACAGCCAAGAACCUGACCAAAACUCUGAUGAAGAGGGAGGAAUGCUUUUCUCCCACAACCUCCAUUUGUGUUUUCAGCCUGUCUUCCAUUCGUAGAAAUCUGCAGGCACUAUGAAGGUGAUAGCUGGUGAUGGUGAGUCCAACUUCAGAGCAGUAUGACAGUUUGCUCCAGCAGAUGUCAGAGAGAAUUGAUGAGGGAUGUGGGGAGACUAUCUAUGUCAUUGGGCAAGGAUCAGAUGGGACUGAAUAUGGUCUGAAUGAGGCAGACAUGGAAGCAUCCUAUGCCACGUUGAAGAGUAUGGCAGAGCAGAUUGAGGCAGAUGUGAUCCUCCUGCGGGAGCACCAGGAGGCAGGGGGCAAGGUGCGCGACUACCUCGUUCGUAAACGAGUGGGUGACAACGACUUCCUGGAGGUCAGGGUAGCGGUGGUUGGCAAUGUGGAUGCAGGAAAGAGCACAUUGCUAGGUGUGUUGACACAUGGCGAACUAGACAAUGGCCGAGGCUUUGCUCGGCAAAAGCUCUUCCGCCAUAAGCAUGAGAUUGAGUCAGGUCGCACCAGCAGCGUGGGCAAUGACAUUUUGGGCUUCGACAGUGAGGGCAACGUGGUGAACAAGCCUGACAGCCAUGGUGGCAGCUUGGAAUGGACAAAGAUCUGUGAGAAAUCCACGAAGGUCAUUACUUUCAUUGACCUGGCUGGUCAUGAAAAGUACCUGAAGACCACCGUCUUUGGCAUGACUGGCCAUUUACCUGACUUCUGCAUGCUUAUGGUUGGCAGUAAUGCUGGGAUAGUUGGAAUGACCAAGGAGCACUUGGGCCUGGCGCUUGCACUUAAUGUUCCUGUCUUUGUUGUGGUGACCAAGAUUGACAUGUGCCCUGCCAACAUCCUGCAAGAAACCCUGAAGCUGUUACAGCGACUGCUGAAGUCCCCAGGGUGCAGGAAGAUUCCCGUGCUGGUACAGAGCAAGGAUGAUGUCAUUGUAACAGCCUCCAACUUCAGCUCAGAGAGGAUGUGCCCAAUUUUCCAGAUUUCAAAUGUCACUGGGGAGAACCUAGAUUUGCUGAAGAUGUUUCUUAAUCUCUUGUCUCCACGGACCAGUUACAGGGAAGAAGAGCCAGCAGAAUUCCAGAUAGAUGAUACUUACUCUGUCCCGGGUGUAGGAACAGUUGUGUCUGGGACAACACUGAGAGGCCUGAUCAAGCUAAAUGACACCCUGCUGCUGGGGCCAGAUCCCCUUGGCAACUUCCUACCUAUUGCUGUCAAGUCCAUCCACCGCAAGAGAAUGCCCGUCAAAGAAGUGCGGGGAGGCCAGACUGCCUCCUUUGCUUUGAAAAAGAUCAAGCGUUCUUCCAUCCGGAAAGGCAUGGUAAUGGUGUCACCCCGCCUGAAUCCACAAGCAUCGUGGGAGUUUGAAGCAGAGAUUCUGGUGCUCCAUCACCCCACCACCAUCAGCCCACGAUAUCAGGCCAUGGUGCAUUGUGGCAGCAUCCGUCAGACAGCCACGAUUCUCAGCAUGGACAAAGACUGCCUGCGGACAGGGGACAAAGCCACCGUGCACUUUCGCUUCAUCAAAACCCCAGAAUAUUUGCAUAUAGACCAGCGUCUGGUCUUCCGUGAAGGCCGCACCAAAGCUGUGGGUACCAUCACUAAGUUACUUCAGACCACCAAUAACUCACCAAUGAACUCCAAGCCACAGCAGAUCAAGAUGCAGUCAACCAAGAAGGGAGCUGUUACAAAACGAGAGGAUGGUGUUCCCCCAGCUGGGACAGCAGCUGGAGGCCCACUAGCUGGGGACGAGGCCUCCUCAACAGCCAUAGCGCCACUGACACCUACUGCUCUGCAACCAUUGCCUGCGCUGGAUGAAGAGCCCCACAUCCGUGAGGGCAAUAAGUCAAAAGUCGGAGGAGGAGGCCGGCGACGUGGGGGUCAGCGCCAUAAAGUGAAAUCUCAGGGAGCCUGUGUGACUCCUGCCAGUGGCUGCUGAAUUUCUUACUCCUCCUCUCUCUGAGGAAUUCCUCCCCUUUCCUUCAUUUCUUAUCCAAAAGAUCCAGCGCAGCUUAAACCAAAACCCAUCCCAGCUGAUUGGCUGCAGAAUUGUCCCUCCUCCCCGAAGGAAGCAAUGGAGAGGAGCAUAAUUUAUAAGCUAAUGAAGGUGAUAAAACACACGGAACUGAGUAACUGACACCUUCCUCCUCCCCCUAUCAACACAUUUUUGUACAUCAUGGGCUUAGUUUUUAUUCUUACUAGUUUUUAUUAUAUUCUGUGUGCAUGAAGAUGAGUCUGGAUAGAACUGCGAGGAGCCAGUUAGCUGCCUCCCUCCUCCCUCACCCCAUUCUGUCUGCAGGACUUGCUGCUCUCCUCCUAUGUGCUGUCUCAGAUCCAGGAGUUAUCUGAUGUCUGAAAUUUCAGACUUGCAAAGGUUAAAACACAUUGCUUAGGAUGACUCCAUAGGGCAUUGUUUCCUCACCACUGUGGCUCUGUGCCAAAUAUGUUUCUGUAUGUUCUCCAUUUUUCUUAAACUAUUGGGUUUAAUUUAAUGUUGUAGUGGCUGAAGUUUGAAGGAGAUGGUAAGAAAGUUUAUUAGUUGGAGAUCUAAGAGGGAAACAAAUAGGAAAGCAGUUUUGAUGUUAAGGAAUCCUGUACUAAAUAGCCUUCUCAAAUACAUUGAUAGCACUUAAGUUUUUAAUUAGAGACAGAAUGAAAUGGGCAGUCAUUUGCCUAUCCAGUUCCCCUUCCUAUCAUGCUUCUUUUCCUAUUGUUUGUUCAGUGCACACUGGAGCAAAUCUAACCUGCCUCUCAAGGCUGCAGCAACUCAAUUGACAGUAUUAAGAAUAUAGUGCAGGAACACUCAGUCCAUCCCUUGAGCCAGAGAAAGCCUUCUCACCUUGACGGACAGAGAUCACAGGUAGUAAUAUACCUUUGGAACAGAGACACCAGGCAGACAAGACCUUUUGAUUCUAUUUACCCACAAGAGUUCUCCAAAUCAUCUGGAACUCAUUGGCCAAACUUUGCCAUGGCAGAGAUACGAUUUGUCUUCUUUCCUCUUGGCUGAGGAGGGCAAUGAUGAGUUGGUACCAGAUCUUAAAAAGUGCUUUCAGUUUUGAAAGUAUGUGGUAAUUUUUAUGACUUUAAUUUUUUUUUAAGUUUGUAUUUUUUUUAAAUGACAAAUUGUGGCCUCUCCAGGAAGGCCCUGCAAAGGACAGUCUAUGAAUUAACUUUAUUGUUAUGUUUUUUAACCCUGGGUUGUGCAAGUGAUCAAUUCCCUACUUAUUUUGAUCUCUUUUUCUUCUAACCCUGCCUCUUUGCUUGGCUCUGUGAGGACAGGUGUUAUCCUUUGCUGGCUUGUGGUGAGCUGUGGGAUCAUGGUAGCAUUUUGAGAGAGAAGGUGGUAUCCUCAGCAAAUCAUUGCUCUCCCCAGCAGGUGUUGUCAGCCUCAGUUUCUUUGAGGGCUUCCUCCUCCAGUGAAGGGCUUUUAUUUUAAUUAGAGGGAAACUGAAGAGUUUGUGUCCCUCCUUAGCAAGUUGUUGUUUCUCACUCUGUGGCACCUGUGUGGAGUUCAUUCCAGUUCCCCUUGCAAUUCAAAGUAGGCUUUCAAGCCAGUUGAGCAACAGCAGGCUUGAGGAGGGGGGACAGCAUGUCUCCCAGUGCCAGCACCAGCACUGCAAAAGCAUUAAGCAGCGCAGGAGAGGUGAGGAAUGUGGUUCAAGACGGGGUGCUUUGCCUUAGAGACUGCAGUGGCAUGAGUGUGGGUGGAAAGGGGAGGUCAGACAGUCCUUUCCAAGCUAUGUGCCUAAAUACCAGCACUCUCCUGGUGAGGGAGGAACUAUAGGCGGCUACAACACUAAUAGCACCCACAUUGUGAAGGGGUGUGAAGUGUGGCUAAGCAGGGCCCAAGGGCCCGGUUGGUUUGUCUUCUGGCCCUGUCACAGUAUCAAACUGUAUCUGAUUUCACUGCCCUCUGCUUCUAAGGGGAGCAGGGAGCUGCAGGCGGUUUUCUCCAUUCCUUGUGCUCCAAAUGAAAGAGACUGCUGAGGCUGGAAGAGGGUUUACUUCAGUUCAUGCAAAGGAGGUGGUGUGAUCUCUCUUUUGUGACCAGCAUUCAAAGAUCACUCAUGCUGGUGAUCUAUAAAAUAAAUUUUAAAAAAGUUUGUUCCAAGUUAAA
This is a messenger RNA of Athene cunicularia (burrowing owl), 5500 nucleotides long. RefSeq names its product GTP binding protein 1 (gene GTPBP1). Gene Ontology annotation, biological process: translational elongation. The transcript has 13 exons. Lineage: Eukaryota; Metazoa; Chordata; Aves; Strigiformes; Strigidae. Gene Ontology annotation, molecular function: GTP binding; translation elongation factor activity; GTPase activity. The record is from RefSeq and is a predicted model, not a curated record. Bases 1472 to 3322 code for a protein of 616 amino acids.